AUGACCGUAUCCGGUUUGGUCCACCUCAGGUGCUCCUACACCAACAAGUACUGGGUGAGUUACUGGGAGUCUCUCCUCGUGCUACCGAAACACGUGGCAUUCAAGGGCGACAAUGGGCAGUACCUCUUGCUUGCUGGAUCAAAGGCCUUGAGUACCUUGAAUUCUCUGGCAGCGACCUUGGCGAUCCAUCCGUGGGGAAUGAGCCCCAAUUGGACCUGGGGCGACUCCAGCGACAGCACCACUGACAACGCUGACACGCUGUUUUGGCCCGUGAAAGUCAGGAAAAGUGUCAUCGUGUUGCGCAACUACAACAAUAGCUACUUCUACAAGCGGCUGACGACCGAGGGGAAACCAAGUUGCCUUAAUUCUGGGGUGUCGACAAUAAGUAAGGAGGCCCGGAUUGGGGUGGAGGAGGUGGUGAUCUCGAGGAGCAUUUAUGAUAUGGAUUUCUACCUCAUGAGCGACAGCACCACUAACAACGCCGACACGCUAUUUUGGCUCGUGAAAUUCGGGAAAAGUGUCAUCGUGUUGCGCAACUACAACAAUAGCUACUUCUGCAAGCGGCUGGCGACCGAGGGGAAACCAAGUUGCCUUAAUGCUGGGGUGUCGACAAUAAGUAAAGAGGCCCGGAUUGGGGUGGAGGAGCUGGUGAUCUCGAGGAGCAUUUAUGAUGUGGAUUUCUACCUCAUGAGCGAAAGCACCACUGACAACGCCGACACGCUGUUUUGGCCCGUGAAAGUCGGGAAAAGUGCCAUCAUGUUGCGCAACUACAACAAUAGCUACUUCUGCAAACGGCUGGCGACCGAGGGGAAACCAAGUUGCCUUAAUGCUGGGGUGUCGACAAUAAGUAAGGAGGCUCGGAUUGGGAUGGAGGAGCUGGUGAUCUCGAGGAGCAUUUAUGAUGUGGAUUUCUACCUCAUGAGGUCUUUACGAAAGCAUCCGGAUUAA
Linum tenue is the source of this 948-nucleotide messenger RNA. The record is from the annotation of a GenBank genome assembly. Lineage: Eukaryota; Viridiplantae; Streptophyta; Magnoliopsida; Malpighiales; Linaceae.